AUGUCCGUCUACCAUUCCACCACCUCCGACCAGCAAAGCAGUAGCUCUGCAUCCGGGGCUACAAACGGUCAGUCCACUGCCGAUUCGACAGGAAAAAACAGUCUUGCCUUGGACUACCUAACUAGUGUUUUCGCCUCCAAUGGAACUAUACCUCCUACCUUUCCACCACAGCAUUCAGCAGCCGGCAAUUUCACUCCCACCACUGGUGAUAUCAUGAAUGCGCUUAUUGCUGCUGCUGCAGCUGCUGCCGCUGCAACCGCCACAAGCAAUGCGGCUUCUCCCAGCGCUAUGGACCCGUUCGCUGCUUCAACUCUACUCUCUUCUCUGAUGUACAGCCAACAGCAACAGAGUACGGCAGUUCCAUCGGGCCUUUGCCAGCCUCCAGCGGAUCUUUAUUCCCCCAAAUCCAACCUUCCUCUGGAUCCUAUUCUCUUUGCCCAGCACGCUCUGAUGCAAGCAGGCUUUGAUGCAACAAACCGUCAGCAUCAAACAAAUCACAACCAGCAACAACAACAACAGAUGGCACUUGCGAUGGCCAAUCUACUUGGUCAAUGGAGCUCCAAUCCCUUCCUCUCCCUCCAACAGCGUCGUGAUUUGUGCUCCUAUCGUGCAGAUGGUGUGGAGGAGACUUCCACAGCUGCACAAACAGUAGCCGGAACGGACGAGUCCUUCAGUACCGUUUUGGCAAAGCUAACACAGGGUCUUAAUCAAAGCAGUAGUGCGUCCACUCCUUCCUCUGCCUCCUCUCGGGCCCCCAGCGCAUCACAAGGCCAGACAAAGGAUUCGCUUGUCCCAACAACAUCAAUGUCCACGUCAUCCUCUGGGGUUCUCACAAACACAUCAAGGUUUCCUCUCCAAGGGGCCGGAGAGAAUGCAGCAGCUUUCGCCGCCGCAGCUGCGUUGACGGUUCUGCAACAACAACAACAACAGCAGAAUCGGAUAGCAGUCACCAAACCGUCUUCCCACCUAUCCCAUCGGUCGACAGCGCUAGGGGCAACACCAAGUCGCGAAGGCCAGCCACAUAGGGGCAGAGGAAGACCUCCCAAGUCUUCUUUAGCCGUAACUAAGACCCAAUUAGACAAACCUAGUCGAGCUACGACAUCGACCCCACAACCCGAUUCCUGCCUAGCCGACUUGAACAGUAUCGACGGUACUAUAACUGACGUUCUCAAACGCCUCAACGACUCUGUCGACCUCUCGAACAGCCGUAAACGAAGGCGCAUCGACUCUGCUGACAAAAUGACUUCCAGCACUGCUUCCGCAGUAGCUUCAGUUGCCACCACACCGACAACUUCUGGUGCUCCUGUUUCCACAUCCAAAUCAGACACAUCAGGUCACAAACGAGCACGAGGCUUCACUGACAGUGGUUAUCGACUUCCCUUGGGUUUGGGAUGGCGUCGCGAGACUCUCGUGAAAGGUGUCGGUCCGGGGGGUUUGUUGGGAGACGUGGUCUAUAUUGCGCCUUGCGGUCGUCAAUUUUGGAACAUCGAGGGUAUUCGAGAGUACCUCCGAUCGGCAAAGAAUAGCAUUUUAACCACAGAAGAUUUUACCUUCAAAUCCUACGUCCGUCUCGGCGACUACUAUGAGUGCAACAAGGAUUCAAAAGGGUUUGUAAAGAUGUCUGAAGCUGCUGUAAACGCACUCAUCACCACCGGCCAAGAGUCGCCCUCCAGAAGUCAUCGGCGGACGCCUCAAGCAGUUUUUCCUUCUACCUCUCCCUCGUCCACUGCAGCUGCCGCUACCACUUCCGUUCCUUCAAGUAACGCUGCUGGAAAGUCCUUCUCAGCCUCAGAUACUGAGCAGCACCAGCACUCAUCUUUCAAUCCUAGUCCUAGACGGCAUUCCUAUUCCUUUUCUCCUGAUCCUGAUAAUGCAGGUGUAGCGUUUUAUCCCGAUCUCAUGGCUGGAAUGGCAACAGCGAACGUGGAGACCUACACAAAACCGUUCACCGAUUUUCCCUUGGCUCUGCCUCGGUUUCCUAGUCUCUCGCCUCAACUGACCUCCGCCCUGGCCAAUCAAAUUGGAUCUUUGUGGUCACCAUGGCCAUCAGGGAUUCAAAACCCUGAAGCGUCUUCCGUGGCGGUGUCGCCUCCGUCGACUUCUUCAUCCAAUUUCGUGUUUCCUUCCACUCAGCAACAGCAGCAACCUCAACAGAAGGAUCGCUUCUCCCUCCAAUCUUCAAGCUUGAACAACCUUGAGGAUUUCGAUCGACUUCGAGCCUUCUUUACGAAAUUGGUUGAGGAUCACCAACGCCUGGAGAGCGAGAAAGAGACUCAAAGACAAGCCGAUUUGGAGGUUCAGAUCGCGAAAGCACGCGAAGAGCGCAUUGCCUACCUCGUGGAAGAAGAGUUAAAACGACCUGUGGAGGAUUUGAACAUCCUCAAUCCUAAGGUUCUUCCUGAAUUCGAUCGCAUUGACGGGAACCGUAUGCCUAGCCAAGUAUUCACUGAUUGUCUUUUUGUUCUGGAAUUCCUACACGCAUUUACCGAGGUUCUCUGCAUCGACCCUGAGACUAUCCCGUCCAUGGGGUGCAUGCAAGCGGCAUUCAUUGAUAGGGACGAGACUUGCAUCGAGGUUAUCAAUCACCUUAUAAUUGAACUGCUCAAGUUUGCUAUCCUCGACCCUGGAAUUCCUACACCCCGACUGGUAACUCAGCUUCUGAGUCAGCGUUUUAGUGAAAUGGAAGUAAACACCCAGACUGUAACCGGACUUUUGCGUGUCUUUCUCAUCGGUCGAAAUGGCUACGAAGACGAGAUGUCUGAUUGGUUGGCGCCUUCGAAUGUAGGUCAUCUUAAGGAUCUUUCGGGUCCUCAGUUGGCCAGUCUCCUGGCGUUUAUUUGUGAUGAGCUGACCUGUUCUAGCCGCAUCAUCUCGAAUGAGGUCGACCGAACCAUUGAGUUGCAGAUAUCAUUGAGAAGGGACAAGUUUAAUCUUGAGGCGAAGAUCCGAAAGAUCCGUGUGAUUUUGGCUCGGAAAUUUGGCUUGGAUCACACGGUCGAUUCGAGAGAAUCAGAAGAAGAGAGCAGCAAAAAGCAACCCGCUUUCUUACAGAACAUGCGUCAGCCAGCAUCAUUCCACAACUACGACUCAGGUGAUGAGGAUGAGUUGAACAGUAUCGAAGAGUUGGAGAAGCGCAUUGAGACGCUGCACCACUGCCUUGAGGCAAAACAACGGGCUAUCGAGGAAUGCUCCUUCCGAUUAUCGGGGAUAUUUUUGGGUCAGGACCGAUUCUAUCGGAAUUACUUUGUUCUCGGCAGUGUGGGUGGGAUCUACGUGGAGGGACAACCAACGGUUUUUAAGGACGGUUCAGCUGUUCGCGAUGUACCACCAAUUUUCGAUCCCGAUGCCAUUGUGGCCGAAAUCAAGGCCCGAAGGGAGCUCUCCAUAACCCGGCACUUUAGUACAAACUCCAGUAGCACUUCUAAUAAUGCUGUGUUGACACAAAAGCCGAAUCCUUUACGAUCAGCGUCGAAUUCUGGUGCAUUAUCAACUACGAAAAUUGAAAAACAAACUGCAAUGCCUGAGGAUGAAGGCGCGAAAAGCGAGGAAAUAAUACAGGUUGCGAGUGAAGCUAAGCUGGUGGUAAAGUAUGAGCUAGAAGAGAAGGAAAAAAUAAUUGGAAUUGUCGAUGCCGUUGCAGAAGAUUUUCAGGAUGCAGCGGAGGAGGUAAAGGAGGCAGAAGAAAAUGGUGAUAAAAGGGGGGAAGAUCAGGAAGAUGACUAUUUAGAAGAAGACAAACCAGUUUCACUGAAAUUUGAGAGAAAAACGCCAAAGAAGGAGGAAAGCCCUGAAGAAUCGACAACUUGGCAACCAUUGGAUCUCUCUACAAAGCGAGCUUCACCUCCAUCUGUCCUCACACCCCUGUCUUCCCAACAAUCCGAUCUGUCUCUUUGUCAAUCGUUAACUGAGCACGAUCUGGCCUCUGCUCUAGAUGAAUGCCAACUCGAUGACACCUUCUUGACCACUGCUACUCUUCUUUUCGCUACGCAGACCGACGCUAUCGAUCGUUCCACGCUCAUGGGGGGUUGGACGGACCCCAGCUGGCAUGUCCAAUUACUCUUCUACAAACUUCAACUGGUUCGUUCAAUAGCUUUAGAGAGGCGCAAAAACUGUGAGAACGAUGAGAAAGCACUUUCAACAGCACUGAGACGAUUAAAGACGUGGUUAGUGGACGGUGGUUUGGAGGGCGGUGAGGAACGGCAACAUUUAAAUGCAUCCACUGCGAAUAUUACGCAAUUCGAUGAUGUGGAAAUGGCAAAGGAGGUAGAACGAAUCCUCAAGGAGAGAGAGGUGCAAGAAUCUGGACCCGAGGUGUUGGAAUUAAUUCCGGCGGCUGCUAAGGGAGACUGGUGGCGGGUGAAGGGUUCAGAGGGUCUACAGAUCCUGCUUGAGGCACUUCUUCCGAGAGGCAUUCGCGAGAGAAGUCUGGCUCAGACUAUUCAGCUGUCCGAAGAUGCUGUUACUUCGUCGAUCCAUGUUGACCCCUCGGCUGUUUUAGACCUCGGUUCUGCCUCAAAAUCAUCAGAGAGCGGUUGGCAGCCGCGCCUUCUCCGAGUUCGGUCGCGCCGCGGCAAGGGCCGUGGAGCCAACCCAUCCAAUUUACUCUAUUCCACCUCCUCAGCCGCCAACCUGGCAGCCUUUAGCUCCGGACGUCACCUCACAGGCUCCGCCUCACAAAUCUCAUCGGCGACAAAUCUCUCCGAGACCGCAAUAGGCGACGUGGGUACUUAUGCAUUCCGUGGAGAUUGUGAGAAUUCGCCCGAAGCUACAAUAGAGCAGAGUGUCUUUCUUGGAGAGAACUUUGAACGUGCGAUGCGGUCAGGUCGGAGUUCUGCCAAUUCAACCGCUACAGCAACGGCUGCUGAGCGAGAAUUCCUCGAUGAAUACAGAUUCUUGGAACUGGUUGAAGGGCUUGUUGAUCGAGUGCUCUCAGCUAGUUUGCAGACCAAAGGCUGGCAGGCUCCAAUGAAAGCAACCGAGGACGACUCCAUACAAAUAGUUCCACGCGACACACCCAAAGUUUACCGAUACGACUACUGGCCCUUAGAACUGGCACGUGAACGCCUGCUUGACCUAGAAGCACAUACCGAGCGACGCUAUCUCCUUCCCCCUCUGAACUGUGAGUCACGCCUGGAUGCGGUUCAGGCACAGGCAGCGGCGGCAGCAGCCAUCGAGGACACAGCGGCUUUGGUGGAGGGUAGCGGAAGUGUUUGUAGUGACUCGACAAUUCAUGAGGAAACCGCGGCAACACUUCACUCACAUCCACCGCCACCGUUGCACAUCCGGAGGCGUGCACUGCGGCGCAGCGAACGCGAGGUAGAAGGCGAGGAGGUCGACGGAGGUGGUGGUAGCGGUGGGGUGGAGGGGGGCUCUGGUGAAGCACAGGGUCUCUUGCUAUGGAGGCGCAACACCCGUAAAGCGGACUCUGUGGCCGAGUUGAAAAGAUGUGCUAUGCAAUUUGAGGCUGCGAUUGCAUGGGACAAGUCCAUCAUGAAAGUGUUAUGUCAGAUCUGCAGACGGGAUAAGAACGAAGCACGUCUUUUGCUUUGCGACGGCUGCGAUCACGGGUACCACACUUACUGCUUCCGCCCUCCAAUGGUUUCUAUCCCUGAGGGGGAUUGGUUUUGCUAUGAUUGUGUCUCAAAAGCUACAGGCAAGUGUCACUGUUUCGUCUGCGGCCUUGUUAGGCCCGUGGGAGCCGCGGAGACGGCUCCAACGACGGCUGUGGAUCCGGCACAUCGACUAGUGCAAUGCGCUUCCUGUGCACGCGGUGCUCAUCCCGCUUGUCUAAGACCACCUCUGAAUAGAUUGCCCAAGAGAUGGACCUGUAUGCUCUGUGCAGCCAGUGGAGUGAGCGGAGCGGUGGAAAAGGUGGUAGCUACCACUACGGUCACCUCGGAGAUGCACUUGACGAAAAAGAUUAACGCUGCUCAAAUCGAGCGUCCAAAACGUGUCUACAUCAAGUCAGGCGCCUAUCGUAGUUCCAAACGCACGACAAAAUCCAAAAGUGAGUCGGCAAGACAGAAGAUAACCGAACAACAGCGGAAGGUAGGACGACCAAAAGGCACAAGCGGGAGCGUCAGCAGCAGCGGCGGUAGCAGUAAUAAGCGAAAGGACUCUUCCUCCUUCAGGAAACGCGGUCGUCCCUUGGGCUUCUACAAACGCUCUCACGCAGAGACUGGUGAGGAGAAUGAGGCUGAUGACGAGGAUGUCGAGGAGGAAGACAUUGAAUAUGGUGGAGGUGAUGGAGAGGAAGGGAGUGGAGGCUGUGGUGGAGGCGAGGAGCGGAUCACAGAGGCUAGCGGCGAUGAUGGAGAUGACUAUGAGGAAGAUUUGGAACCAGCAGUUUUGGCCAAUGGAAUUUCGUCUUCGAGGAAGUCCACAGUGACUAAACGGUGUGGAAAAUUACGCAAAUCACCACUGAGUCUUUCCGAACGUAAUUUUUGCAGGCACGCAACAGAGGACCUGAUGAGACACGAAUUGUCUUGGCCCUUCAGAAAACCGGUUUGCUGCAAGACAGUUCCGAUAUAUCGAAAGGUUAUCAAAAGGCCUAUGGACUUGUCGACCAUUCUUAAACGCCUAGGUGCGGACAGAUGGAAUUAUUACACUUCCGUGGCAGAAUGGAGAGAAGACGUGCGCCAAAUUUUUAAAAACUGCCGUAUAUUUAACGAGGAUGACUCCGAGAUCGGCAAAGCAGGCCACGAGUUGAGGAGAUACUUUGAAAGUACUUGGGCUCACGCCUCGCAUCUGUUAAACUCUGGCGAUGCUCAUUCAUCCUUGGAAGUGCCAACUGGAGAGGAUUCAGUUGCUACAGCUCCUAGUACACCUGGAUGUCGAGAGCCUUCCACAUGCACUCCCAGUCCUGCUACAAGGCCUCCAUUCGAGGCAGACGAUAUCCCCUCCAAAGGUGCUGAAGCCCCACCUUCACCAAAGUCUUCGAAACCACUACUAGAAACGGAAGGCGUUCUGAAUUCUUCGUGUGCCAGAGAAGCAGUGAUUGAAUCCAUCAUGAGCUAG
This is a messenger RNA of Hydatigera taeniaeformis, 7017 nucleotides long. NCBI's taxonomy places the organism in Eukaryota, Metazoa, Platyhelminthes, Cestoda, Cyclophyllidea, Taeniidae. The record is from the annotation of a GenBank genome assembly.